This is a messenger RNA of Penicillium nucicola, 1350 nucleotides long. It is a transcript of the gene hmgA, whose product is annotated as putative homogentisate 1,2-dioxygenase (HmgA). Gene Ontology annotation, molecular function: homogentisate 1,2-dioxygenase activity. Gene Ontology annotation, cellular component: cytoplasm. The record is from RefSeq and is a predicted model, not a curated record. Lineage: Eukaryota; Fungi; Ascomycota; Eurotiomycetes; Eurotiales; Aspergillaceae. Gene Ontology annotation, biological process: L-phenylalanine catabolic process. The transcript is spliced from 3 exons. The coding region runs from base 1 to 1350 and encodes 449 amino acids.
AUGCCUGUCACCAACUUCGCCCACCCCGAUCCUUACAAGUACCAGACAGGCUUCGGCUCAUACCACGAGACCGAAGCUGUCGAGGGAGCUCUUCCAAUCGGCCAGAAUUCUCCACAGAAAGCCCCUCAUGGACUCUAUGCAGAGAAGUUGUCAGGAACUGCAUUUACAGCACCUCGGCAUGAAAACAAGCAGACAUGGGUAUAUCGCAUCCUCCCUGCAGCGGCACAUGAGAACUUCUUCGCCGAGGAUGCCGACUCCUAUCACACUCGGAUGACCACUGAGACCCAUAAACUUCAUCAUAUUCCCAACCAACUACGGUGGAAUCCAUUCGACCUCGACGAGAAGGUCGAUUGGGUACAUGGACUGCACUUGGUCGCUGGAUCUGGCGAUCCAACGAUGAAGCAAGGACUAGGAAUUCUACUAUAUGCUGCCGGCAAGGAUAUGGGCAAGGAAGCCUUUUAUUCCGCAGACGGAGACUUCUUAAUCGUGCCCCAGCACGGAGUUCUUGAUAUCCAGACCGAGCUUGGCCGUAUUAUCCUCCGUCCGAAUGAGAUCUGUGUCAUUCCCCGUGGUGUCAGAUACCGCGUCACUCUUCCUGACGGCCCUGUCCGCGGCUACAUUUGUGAACUAUACCAAGGCCACUACGAGCUUCCCGAGCUGGGCCCCAUCGGCUCCAAUUGCCUGGCCAAUGCGCGCGAUUUCCAAGCACCCGUUGCCGACUUCGACGACGAAGAGGAGAGUGAGUACAAGCUCUACAGCAAGUUCAACAACACUCUCUUUUCCGCUCGCCAGAACCACACCCCCUUCGAUGUUGUAGCGUGGCACGGCAAUUACUACCCCUACAAGUACGAUCUUGGCCGUUUCAAUACCAUCGGCUCCAUCUCAUUUGAUCACCCUGAUCCAUCUAUUUUCACUGUAUUGACAGGUCCUUCGGAUCAUGUUGGUACAGCGAUUGCCGACUUUGUAAUUUUCCCGCCUCGCUGGCUGGUAGCAGAGAAUACCUUCCGUCCGCCAUGGUAUCACCGCAACACCAUGUCCGAGUUCAUGGGAUUGAUUGCCGGUAACUACGAUGCAAAAGUUGGUGGUGGCUUCCAGCCUGCUGGUGCUAGUUUGCAUAAUGUGAUGAGUGCACAUGGUCCUGACUACGGUGCCUUCGAGGGUGCUAGUAAUGCGGAAUUGAAGCCGCAAAAGGUCGGCGAUGGGAGCAUGGCUUUCAUGUUUGAGAGUUCUUUGAUGGUUGGUGUCUCGGAAUGGGGCCUGAAGACUUGCCAGAAGGUGCAGGAGGAAUACAAUGAGCACAGUUGGAAGCCGUUGAAGAGGCACUUUGUCAACCCUAACAAAAAGGCCUAA